Molecule: messenger RNA, 12692 nt
Organism: Cyprinus carpio (common carp)
Lineage: Eukaryota; Metazoa; Chordata; Actinopteri; Cypriniformes; Cyprinidae
Product: titin-like
Exons: 154
Coding region: 332-10396 (3354 amino acids)
Cellular component (GO): sarcoplasmic reticulum; membrane
Molecular function (GO): signaling receptor binding
Source: RefSeq, a predicted model, not a curated record
AGCACUUUUCUCGUCCCACACCCAUGUGAGGCACCAAUAACAUGGGCUAAAUUACCAGCACCUAUUUGCUGCAUCCCCUGCCAGAGCCUGUACUCCCCUGUUUAUGGCCCUGACCUAACAUCCCAUUCUCCCCCAGCCAUGAUCCCAAAUCCGGCACUUUGAAAACCCUCAUCCCGCUUUUCUCACGAGACUGUGGAGCUUCACCCGUGGAUUGGAUGGGGACGACAAAGAGGAACAUCUUUUCCUGAGUGGGAUUUAAGAUCACCUGGGUGAAACCGUCCAAAUAAGAUUACACAAGCAAAAUCAAAGGACAUUCGGCUGAAGUACCACCAUGGCUCAGGCAACUAAAGGUCCCGCAGUGAAGCCCAUCUCUCCCACCUCUGUAGAUGACCCGACUAGGGCAGCACACCCAGACUCACUUACAGCCCGGAGCCAUGGAAUUUUACGAAUCAUGAAUCGCCCGGCACAAUGGGUGGUCAUCAUCACACUUCUGAUCUCUUGGUCAAUAGCAGGUGUUGUCAUGUUUGACUUUGUCAGUGACGAUCAGAUUGCAAGCAUCCAAGAUUUCGGCUCUGAUCCAGUGCUAGCAGUGAACAAAGCCAUUGAAGUCAUUGAAAACAGGAUAAAUCAUAUGAAUGACAUGUUUAAUGAUGCUCAAGAGUACGUCACUGAAAUAAUAUUUAAUCCGGUGGAAGCUAUUAGUUCAACUGCUGACUCAUCUGUGUCUUAUCUGUCAGGAAUAUUUAGUGCCGAUGGAGAUUUAGGAAUCACUGAAACAGUGAAAUAUGGGGGCACUGUAUUGGAUGAGGCUACAGAAUGGAUCAGAUCCCCAGUGAGCUACGUAUUCCACUUAUUUGAAGACAUUUUGGAUAUAGUGGUUGCUCCAGUGGAUAUGGUCAGUGAAGCUCUUGUGCAAAUGUUAAGUGGGAUCAAGACUGUUAUACUUUAUAUUUCCUCCAUGUUUGGGGGCAUUGAAGGGUACACAGGCAUCACUGAAACAGUGAACCUUGGUGGCACUGUACUGGAUGAGGUUACUGACUGGAUUAGAUUCCCAGUGGCCUACUUAUUCCAUUUAUUUGAAGAUAUCCUGGAUGUAGCAAUCAUUUAUCCAGCAGACAUUGCCAGUGAAGCAGCUCUGCAAAUUUUAAGUGGGAUCAAGAACAUUUCUUCAACCAUAUUCGGGAACCUUGAAGCUUGGUUUCCCAAAACGAGCACUGAUCCUGCGGGGCUGGCUGAAAUAGUUGUAGAGGAGGCUGCAGAAGUAAAGACCACUGUUUCUAAUUACCUAUCAAGUCUGUUUGCAGCGGAUGAAGGUGGUAUUUCUGACAUUAGCUUUGAUCCCAUGAAAGUUGUCACAGACACUGUUGAGGAGUUUGCUGACAGGAGGGAUAUGUUCUUGGCUUAUCUCUCAAACAUGCUCAUGGAAGACAAAGAUGACACACCGCAAGUGGUAAGACGAAAAGGAGAAUUUCUGCCCCCUAUGGAAAAAGUUGCAGAAAUACUAGGCAAAACACAGGACCCUGCCUAUGCUGCCUACAUUGCUGUGAGAUCCACACACAGUACUAAACAGGAAAUAAAAGAGGUAGAAGCCGCUGAAGAUACAACUGAAAAAGCUCAAGAUGUUGUGGACGUUCCAAAGGAUGAAGGGAUGGUUGAAACGGCUUUGGGCAGCUCUGAUGUCACAAUUGAAGACGAUGAGGUUGCCUCCGAUGACAUGGAGGAGGAUAAAACUGCUGGAACAGUUGAAGAUAUUGCAGAUGUCACAGAAGAGGAACCUUCUGUUAUGCAAGAAGACAUAGAUGGGGAAACAGAACCUGAAAAGUUUGAGGUUAUCUCUGAUUUUGCAGAGGACGACUCAACUGAUAUGACUUCUGAUGCUACAGAUGUGAAGGACAUGGAUGAUACCUCAGAUUUUGCAACAGCAGGUGAUGAAGUUACUGAAACAGUUGAAGAUAUUUUGGAUGUUACAGAAGAGGAACUUUCUGUUAUGGCAGAAGUCAUGGGUGAGGAAAAAACAACUGAAAAGGCUGAAGAUAUCUCAGAUUUUGUAGAUGAUAAAUCAACUGAAAUGACAUCUGAUGCUACAGAUGUUGACGCUGCCUCAGAUGAUAUUAAAGAGGAGGAAGAAGUUACUGAAACAGCUGAAGAUGCAGAUGUAACAGAGGAGGAACCAUCAGAUAUACCAGAAGUCAUAGAUGAGGAAACAGCGACUGAAAAGGUUGACGAUAUCUCAGAUUUUGCAGAGGACAAAUCAACUGAAAUUACUGAAUCUGAUGAAUUUGAUGCUACAGAUAUGAAAGACACUGACAAUACCUCAGAUGUUGUUACAGAGGAAGAAGUUACUGAAACAGUUGAAGAUGUAGAUGUUACAGUGGAGGAAACAUCUGAUAUUCCAAAAGUAAUAGAUGAGGAAAUAACAACAGAAAAGUUUGAAGAUAUCUCUGAUUUUAAAGAGGACGAAUCAGCUGAAAUGACCUCCGAUGUGACAGAAGACACUGAUGCUCUUACAGAGGAGGAAGUAGUUACUAAAACAGCUGAAGAUAUUCCAGAUGUUACAGAGGAGGAAACAUAUGACAUUCCAGAAGUCAUAGAUGAGGAAUUAGCAACUGAAAAGCCUGAUGAUAUCUUUGAAUCCAUAGAGGACGAGUCAACUAUGAUGACUUCUGAUGUGACAGAAGACACUGAUUAUGCCUCAGAUGUUGUUACAGAGGAAGAAGUUAUAAAAUCAGUUGAAGAUAUUGCAGAUGCUACAGAGAACAAACCAUCUGAUAUGCCAGAAGUCAUUGACAUUGAUGAUACCUCAGAUCAAGAUACCUCUGCAGUUAUAGAGGAGAAAGAAUCAACUGAAACAAUUGAAGAAGCAGCAAUUGAAACAGCAGAAGGUACUUCCUAUGUUACAACCAAAACAGAAUUAGAUAAUACAGAUGAAAAUGAAAUUCAGAAAUACCCCAGUGUUACAGAGGAGGAGGAAGAACCUGAAAAAGUUAAAGAUACUUUUGAUUUCAUAAGUGAGGAAGAAAAACCUAAGACAGAUGAAGAUGCCAGCACUGAAGAAACAGCCAAAGAGUCACUAGAAAAAGACCCUUUAUUGGCUGAAGCUACUCCAGAUGCCAUCUGUGUAAAGGAAAAGACUGAAGCAACAGAACUUGAUGAUCUUGAAGUCCUGGGUGAGGAUGACAUGAAAGUGGAAGGCAAGGAGGAGAAGGUAGAUGUGGCAAUUGCUGAUGCUGAAAGUGGUACAAAGAACCUGGAGAUUGAUUUAGAUGAAGAUGAGGUUGAGGUUUUAAAAGAGGAGACUAAAGAUCAAACUAUCUUGGGAACCACUGCUGGUGAAGAUGACAAUGAUGAUGAAGAGAAGCUUCUCCUUUCUCCUGUCCAGCAGGACCUAACAAACAGAGAUGAUGAAAAUAACAAUAACAAUGACAGAAAGAAAGAUGCCAUAAAAAGAGGCCUGAGCGGGAGAAAAACAUCAAAGAGUCAUUCCACUGAAACAGAUGACCAAGAAGCGCACACGCAUCUUCAUGAAGUUCUUGAACAAGUGAAAGAAGCCAAAGAGAAAAAAGCUAGAGAGGAGAUAUACAAAAUCAUUCAAGAUAUGAGGGAGAAGAAGGCUGAUGGUGAAGAGGAAGAGAUAACACUACAACAAAUAAACAUAACAGUAGAAAAAGUCAAGAAGAGAAAAGAACACGAGAAAAAGGAGAUAGAAAAUGCUAAAAGAAAAGAAAAAUCCAAAGAGGACAAGACUCGAGAACCAACAAAAAAGGACACCAAGAAAAAACCUGACAAAAAGGUCAAGGUGACUAAAGUGGAUGAGGAACCUCCUCUAAAAAAGAAGAAAUCUGGACCUGAGAAAAAGGUUAAACCAGCAAAGAAAGAUGUUGAGAUGUCCAAAGACAAAGCAUUACCUUUAAAGAAAGAAGCUGAAGUGGCCAAAAAAGAGACCAAACUAGCACCAUCUAAGAAAGAGCCUAACGUUACAAAAGAAAAGGCCAAACCAGCUCUUUCAAAGAAAGAAAAAGCUGAAGUUAUCAAAGAAAAGGCAAAACCAGCUCCAAAAGGAAAAGAUGCUGAGGUUGUCAAGGAAAAAGCUAAACCAGUAAAGAAAGAACCUCAGGUUAUUAAAGAAAAGGUCCAGCCUGCACCUUCAAAGAAAUCUAAAACUCCCAAGGAAAAAUCUAAACCUGUGAAGAAAGAAGCUGAACUCGCUGUCAAAAAAGCUAAACUUGCUCCUGUAAAGAAGGAGCCUGAGGUUCCCAAAGAGAAGGCCAAACAGGAGCCCUCAAAGAAAGCAGCUGAAGAGAAAGAAAAGCCUGUCCCUGUGAAGAAAGCUGAAGCCCCCAAAGAGAAAGAGAAAGCUGUUCCAGUAAAGAAAGAGGCUAAAGCUCCCAAGGACAAAAUUAAACCAGCCCUUUUGAAGAAGGAGCCUGAUGUUUCUAAAGGGAAAGAAAAACCACCGACUGCCAAAAAAGAAGGGAAGCCAACAACUGCUCCUGUUAAAAAAGAGCCUGCAGUUGCAGAAGAGAAAGUCAAACCAGUACCUUCAAAGAAAGAUACUGAAGCUACUAAGGAGAAAGUGAAACCAGCCCCAGUUAAGAAAGAGCCUGAGGUUUCCAAAGAAAAAGCCAAGCCAGUACCUUCAAAGAAAGAGGCUGAAGCUGUUGAAGAGAAGGCAAAACCUUCUAAAAAAGAGCCUGAAAUUAUAAAAGAGAAGGAGAAACCUCCAAAGAAAGAGGCUGUAGAAAAGCCCAAACCUGCUUCUGUAAAGAAAGAACCUGAAGUUCCAAAAGAAAAAGAAAAACCUGAACCUACCAAAAAAGAGGCAGAAGUUGCCAAGGACAAACUUAAACCUGUCGCUGUGAAGAAAGAACCUGCUGUUGCAGUUGAAAAGGCAAAACUUAAACCUGCACCAAAGAAAGAACCUGAAGUUACCAAAGAGAAAGCUAAACCAGAACCUGCCAAGAAAGAACCUGAGAUAACCAAAGAAAAACCCAGGGCACCAAAGAAAGAGAUCAUCAAGGAGAAAGUUAAACCAGCUCCUGAAAAGAAAGAGCCUGAAGUUGCUAAAGAAAAGACACCUGAACCAAAACCCAAAAAAGAGCCUGAAGUUAUCAAAGAGAAACCAGCACCUCCAAAGAAAGCUGAGGUUCCAAAGGAAAAGGCAAAACCAGUCCCAGAAAAGAAAGCACCUGAAAUAAUCAAAGAAAAACCAAAGCCAGCUCCAAAGAAAGAAGCUGAAGUCAUCAAAGAAAAAGUAAAACCAGCCCCUGAGAAGAAAGAGGCUGAAGUCAUUAAGGAGAAAGUAGCUCCUGUAAAGAAAGUGCCUGAAGUUGCAAAAGAAAAGGCACCUGAACCAAAACCGAAACCCACAGAGAAAGUUGAGGUUCCAAAGGAAAAGGAAAAAGCAGUCCCUGAAAAGAAAGCAACAGCAGCAGAACCUGAAAUAACCAAAGAAAAACCCAAAGCUGUGCCAAAGAAGGAAGCUGAAGUCAUCAAAGAGAAAAUUAAACCAGCUCCCGAGAAGAAAGAGCCUGAAGGCAUUAAGGAAAAAGUUAAACCAGCUCUUGAGAAAAAAGAGGCUGAAGUCAAGGAGAAAGCAAAACCAGCUCCUGUAAAGAAAGAAACUGAAGUUAUCAAAGAAAAAGCCAAACCAGCCCCUGAGAAGAAAGAGGCUGAAGUCAUCAAGGAAAAAGCUAAACCAGCCCCUAAGAAGAAAGAGGCUGACAUCAUCAAAGAGAAAGCUAAACCAGCCCCUGAGAAGAAAGAGGCUGUAGUCGUUAAGGAGAAAGCUAAACCAGCCCCUGAGAAGAAAGGGGCUGAAGUCAUCAAGGAGAAAGUUCAGCCAACUCCUUUAAAGAAAGAGCCUGAAGUUACUAAAGAGAAAGCUAAAGGGACCCCUGGGAAGAAAGAGGCUGAAGUCAUCAAGGAGAAAAUUAAACCAGCCUCUGUAAAGAAAGAACUUGAGAUAAUUAAAGAAAAACCCAAGCCAGCACCAAAGAAAGAGGCUGAAGUCAUCAAAGAGAAAGCUAAACCAGCUCCUGAAAAGAAAGAAGCUGAAGUCAAGGAGAAAGCUAAACCAGCUCCUGUAAAGAAAGAGCCUGAAGUUGCUAAAGAAAAGGCUCCUGAACCAAAACCCCAAAAAGAACCUGAAGUUGUUAAAGAGAAAGCUAAACCGGUCCCUAAGUUCAAAGAAGCUGAUAUCAUCAAGGUAAAAUCUAAACCAGCCACUGAGAAGAAAGAGGCUGAAGCCAUCAAGGAAAAAGCUAAACCAGCUCCUGUAAAGAAAGAGCCUGAUGCUGUUAGAGAAAAGGCUCCUGAACGGAAACACAAAAUAGAGGCUGAAGUCAUCAAAGAGAAAGCUAAACCUGUCCCUAAGAAGAAAGAGGUGGAAAUUAUUGAGGAGAAAGUUAAACCAGCUCCUAUAAAGAAAGAGCCAGAGGUUCCUAAAGAAAAGACACUUGAAGCAACACCAGAACCUGCAAAGAGAGUUGAAGCUCCAAAAGAAAGGGCGAAACUAGUCCCUAAAGAAAAAGCACCUGAGAUAACUAAAGAAAAACCAAAACCAGCACCAAAGAAAGAGCCUGAAGUCAAGGAAAAGGCUAAACCAGCCCCUGAGAAAAAAGAGGCUGAAGUCAUCAAGGAGAAAGUUAAACCAGCUCCUGUUAAGAAAGAGCCUGAAGUUCCUAAAGAAAAAGCUCCUGAACCAAAACCCAAAAGAGUCCCUGAAGUCAUCAAGGAGAAAGUAAAACCAGCCCCUGAGAAGAAAGAGGCUGAAGUCAAGGAGAAAGCUAAACCAGCCCCUGAAAAGAAAGAGACUGAAGUCAUCAAGGAGAAAGUUAAACCAGCUCCUGUAAAGAAAGAGCCUGAAGUUCCUAAAGAAAAGGCUCCUGAAUCAAGACCCAAAAAAGAGGCUGAAGUCAUCAAGGACAAAGUUAAACCAGCUCCUGUAAAGAAAGAGCCUAAAGUUCCUAAAGCGAAGGGACCUGAACCAAAACCCAAAAGAGAAGUCAUCAAGGAGAAACCUAAACCAGCGCCUGAAAAGAAAGAGGAUGAAGUCAUCAAGGAGAAAAUUACACCAGUUUCUGUAAAGAAAGAAGUCAUAAAGGAGAAACCUAAACCAGCGCCUGAAAAGAAAGAGGCAGAAGUCAUCAAGGAGAAAGUUACAACAGUUUCUGUAAAGAAAGAAGUCAUCAAGGAGAAACCUAAACCAGCCCCUGAAAAGAAAGAGGCUGAAGUCAUCAAGGAGAAAGUUACACCAGUUUCUGUAAAGAAAGAAGUCGUAAAGGAGAAACCUAAACCAGCGCCUGAAAAGAAAGAGGCAGAAGUCAUCAAGGAGAAAGUUACACCAGUUUCUGUAAAGAAAGAAGUCGUAAAGGAGAAACCUAAACCAGCGCCUGAAAAGAAAGAGGCAGAAGUCAUCAAGGAGAAAGUUACACCAGUUUCUGUAAAGAAAGAAGUCAUCAAGGAGAAACCUAAACCAGCCCCUGAAAAGAAAGAGGCUGAAGUCAUCAAGGAGAAAGUUACACCAGUUUCUGUAAAGAAAGAGGCUGAAGUCAUCAAGGAGAAAGUUAAACCGGCUCCUGUAAAGAAAGAAAUUUCAGAAGUCAUCAAGGAGAAACCUAAAUCAGCCUCUGAAAAGAAAGAGGCUGAAGUCCUCAAGGAAAAAGUUACACCUGUUUCUGUAAAGAAAGAAGUCAUCAAGGAGAAACCUAAACCAGCGCCUGAAAAGAAAGAGGCUGAAGUCAUCAAGGAGAAAGUAACACCAGUUUCUGUAAAGAAAGAAAUUUCAGAAGUCAUCAAGGAGAAACCUAAAUCAGCCCCUGAAAAGAAAGAGGCUGAAGUCAUCAAGGAGAAAGUUAAACCAGCUCCUGUAAAGAAAGAAGUCAUCAAGGAGAAACCUAAACCAGCGCCUGAAAAGAAAGAGGCUGAAGUCAUCAAGGAGAAAAUUACACCAGUUUCUGUAAAGAAAGAAGUCAUAAAGGAGAAACCUAAACCAGCGCCUGAAAAGAAAGAGGCUGAAGUUAUCAAGGAGAAAGUUAAACCAGUUUCUGUAAAGAAAGAAGUCGUAAAGGAGAAACCUAAACCAGCGCCUGAAAAGAAAGAGGCAGAAGUCAUCAAGGAGAAAGUUACACCUGUUUCUGUAAAGAAAGAAGUCAUCAAGGAGAAACCUAAACCAGCCCCUGAAAAGAAAGAAGUCAUCAAGGAGAAACCUAAACCUGCCCCUGAAAAGAAAGAGGCUGAAGUCAUCAAGGACAAAGUUAAACCGGCUCCUGUAAAGAAAGAAAUUUCAGAAGUCAUCAAGGAGAAACCUAAAUCAGCCCCUGAAAAGAAAGAGGCUGAAGUUAUCAAGGAGAAAGUUAAACCAGUUUCUGUAAAGAAAGAAGUCAUCAAGGAGAAACCUAAACCAGCCCCUGAAAAGAAAGAGGCUGAAGUCCUCAAGGAAAAAGUUACACCUGUUUCUGUAAAGAAAGAAGUCAUCAAGGAGAAACCUAAACCAGCCCCUGAAAAGAAAGAGGCUGAAGUCAUCAAGGAGAAAGUAACACCAGUUUCUGUAAAGAAAGAAGUCAUCAAGGAGAAACCUAAACCAGCCCCUGAAAAGAAAGAGUCUGAAGUCAUCAAAGAGAAAGUAACACCAGUUUCUGUAAAGAAAGAAGUUAUCAAGGAGAAACCUAAACCAGCCCCUGAAAAGAAAGAGGCUGAAGUCCUCAAGGAAAAAGUUACACCUGUUUCUGUAAAGAAAGAAGUUAUCAAGGAGAAACCUAAACCAGCCCCUGAAAAGAAAGAGACUGAAGUCAUCAAGGAAAAAGUUACACCUGUUUCUUUAAAGAAAGAAGUUAUCAAGGAGAAACCUAAACCCGCCCCUGAAAAGAAAGAGGCUGAAGUCAUCAAGGAGAAAGUUAAACCAGCUCCUGUAAAGAGAGAAAUUUCAGAAGUCAUCAAGGAGAAACCUAAACCAGCCCCUGAUAAGAAAGAAGCUGAAGUCCUCAAGGAAAAAGUUACACCUGUUUCUGUAAAGAAAGAAGUCAUCAAGGAGAAACCUAAACCAGCCCCUGAAAAGAAAGAGGCUGAAGUCAUCAAGGAGAAAGUAACACCAGUUUCUUUAAAGAAAGAAGUCAUCAAGGAGAAACCUAAACCAGCCCCUAAAAAGAAAGAGGCUGAAGUCCUCAAGGAAAAAGUUACACCUGUUUCUGUAAAGAAAGAAGUUAUCAAGGAGAAACCUAAACCAGCCCCUGAAAAGAAAGAGGCUGAAGUCAUCAAGGAGAAAGUUAAACCGGCUCCUGUAAAGAAAGAGGCUGAAGUCAUUAAAGAGAAACCCAAACCAGCUCCUGAGAAGAAAGAGGCUAAAGUCAUCAAGGAGAAAGUUAAGCCAGCUCCUGUAAAGAAAGAGCCUGAGGUUCAUAAAGAAAAGGCACCUGAACUAGUGCCAGAACCUACAAAGAAAGUUGAGGUUCCAAAGGAAAAGACAAAACCAGUUCUUAAAGAAAAGGAACCCACAAUCACCAAAGAAAAGCCAAAGCCAGCACCAAAGAAAGAAGCUGUAGCCAUCAAAGAAGCUAAAGCAGCCCCUGUGAAGGAAGAGGCUGAAAUUGUCAAAGAGAAAGCUAAACCAACCCCUGUGAAGAAAGAGGCUGAAAUCAUCAAGGAGAAAGCUAAACCAGCUCAUGAGAAGAAAGUGGCUGAAGUCUUCAAGGAGAAAGUUAAGCAAGCGCCUGUAAAGAAAAAGCCUGAAGUCUCAAAAGAAAAGUUAUUAGAGCCAACACCUAAAAAAGAUGAUGUUGGUCUUUUUGGUUUGGACUUGGAACUCCUGAACUCUAUCAACCAAAAACUGUCUCUUCUGGACUUGAUGAGGAAGGACAUUGGUGAAAUGAAGAGUGAUCUGGAGUCCACUCAAAAUCAAAUCACACUUUUACGGAUGGACAACAGAACAAUCAAAGAGCCAGAGACUGUCGGUGUAAAGGUAAAACCAGCGGUUUUCAAGGAAAGGCUGAAAACAGCAAAAAAAGGCCGCGAAACUCUGAUGAACAUUACUAAGACAGCACAUAUUAAAGCAGAACGUGACGCACUGAAAAACAUCACUAAACCAGCACCUGCAAAGAGAGAUAAAGAGGCUCCAAAAGCUAAGAUCAGACCAGAGCCCAAAAAGAAAGAAAUCACCUGUGAGAAGGUCAAAGAAGAAAAAGAACCUUUAAAGAAAGAACCUGAGCAGGUCAAAGAAAGAGUAGUCAAGCCAACUGAGAAGGUACCUGUUGUGGACAAGGAAGUAAAAAGAGAAGAACCUGAUGUCACUAAAGAUAUUCCAGAGAUAGAGGAGGAGGACGUUCCCUACUUCCAGUGUUUCUUUGUGGAUGAGGAUGAUACUCAGUAUCCGUUCUUCCCCUUUUCACCACCGCUGUGGUGAGUCCAGACAAACCUCUCAGUCUGAUGUUAAACAACAUGGCAAAGUGAAGACGGACCUGUGAACGCUGAAGAACCUGCUGCUCUGAUGCAGUGGAGAGCUUCACAGUAGGUCCUACAGCACUACACCAGCAACGACUUCCUGGAUUUUAAAACUGGAAAACUUCCUUCUCAAAUAAUUUGUCAUUUUGAAGAACAGAGGUUGCAAAUGUUGCACUAUUUAUUAUAUAAUCUUAAGGCUAUCCCUCUUUUUAUUAAUACCAUGGAUUUGCCUUUUGUUUCAGAAUGAUUAAUAUCUAUUUAUGUCUAAGAAGGAAUGUGUGUAUUGUUUGUCCAGACAGUGGACAAAGAGUUCCUUUCUGAACACUGCAGUGGGUUCAGAAUCGUAAUAUUUUAUGCAUACAAGGUACAUAACCUCGUUUUGAUGGGGUGCUAAUUCAAAGCAUUCCACUGUGUUUUCUGUCAGAAUGGGGUUUGAAAGUUGUUCACUGUUCGCACAACUGGAAGGGAGGAUAUAAUUAAUCAAGAAAUAACUAUUUCAUGUAUCUUUUCUUAGUAAAACUGUUUACUAAACCGUUUACAGAAGUAACAACUGCACUGACAAAUAAGAGCUUUCCACAGUUAGAUCAGUUCCUCUGAAUGUAUACAUUAUUUUAUUUAUUUAUUAUUUUUUUUACUUUAUUUAUGUUUUUUUUCUCUACUUUCCAUACAUUUUAUUUAAUAAAACUUAUCUAACUAAUCUAUACUUCACAGAGGAAACAAAUAUGUUUUAUUCAGUGCUCUUUAUAAAUGAACACACUGGAUUUUGCAUAACAAAAUUAAACUGAAAUGUGGUGCUAAAUCCAAGAAAAUGCAUUAAACAUCAAUGCAAACUGCAUUGUUUUAAUAUAUUACAUUGCAAACGCUACUGUUUUUACAUUUCUACGCAUAACAAUGGUUUAUGUACGAUAAUGUCUGUAAAAAUGUGGAUGUGUUUUUGCAAUAUAACAUGGAUAGUCCUACCUAAUAUAGAGCAGCCAAUUAAAUGGCAUUCUGAAUUGUCUAUUGCACAUUAUACUUAUACAGAAGAUAAAAUUAUGUGCCAGAUGAAAUGUACUGCAUGCAACAACAGUGUUUCUCAGCACUACCCCUGGUACUGUAGCUAGCUGGCUCAUUACUUCAUUUCUUGAUUUAAUGAUGUUAGUGAGUGUUUAAUGGUGUGUACUAGUGAGACACACCAUUAAACUAGUGCGCCGGUGGGCUGCCCCAGAGACAUUUCAUUUAUUGCUGCUGUCUUUUCUGCGGGAGUUCAGCAUGUGGCUCCAUCGAGGUUAAACUCAUGUCAGUACAAAGAGCUUUUUUUCUCUGAUGUACAGUAACUUAGGGUGACUGUAGAUUCUAUUUUUCCCAGACAUGUCCUGGCUAGGAUUUCUAAAUGGCCUAAAAUGUCUGGGUUUUGGCUUUGUUUUUGUACUUGCUGAAGGUAAUGACUGAAACGUAGUUUGUGCAGGCAUUGUGCUUAAUUGACCAAUUGUGGCAUGCAAGAAGGUGGGAUCUACAGAGAACGUUUAAAGUAAUGCAAAUACAUGUACAUAUAAUGUAUGAGGACUGUAAAAAGCAUGCCAGUAAGAAAACAAAGCCAAAAUCUAGACAUUUUAGGCAAAGUAUCAAUCCUGGCCAGGACAUGUCUGGGAAAGAGAAGACGUAUAGUCUCCUGUACAAAUGCAUAAAGCAAUGCUCACUUGUAACAGAAAUAGGUCUCUUUUGGACUUUUUAAAAAAGAUAGUUACUUUAACCAUGGUAGAUUAUAAACGUGUUGGUGUGUUUACAUGCAAACUGUGAAGCAAUGAAUAACAGCAUUUUACAAUAGUUCAUAUAAUUCUUUAAAAUUUGCGUAGUGUUAUUUUUAAAUCUAAUUUACAGUUCAUAUUUGAAAAAUAUGUUCCUCAAAGAUAGUUUUGCAUGAUUUUUGCAUGAUUUUUGUUUAAAAGUGUAUCUAAACCAGAUUUAAUUUGUGUUUUGUAACACACUAAAAAUGUAUAAUGUAAUAUUGUAUUCAUGAUUUUUUUUUUCUUUGCAUGGUGUUGCGGUCAGAUAUUCAAAAUCAUUCUCUUUACAAUGUAUAGCCAUAAACUGAAAUCAUAUUAUAAAGCUCUCCACAAAGUCAACAAUAUGGUCUGUAUGCAGAAUCAAACCAGCCUGUAUGCAGCUGUAAAUGCUACUGGAACUGUAAUGCAGCUGUAACUUUAAUUCAGACUUGAAUUCUGCUUAAGGUCUGAUUUACGUUUUAGAAGAAAUAAAUGUUUGCAAUAAUCACAACA